GUUCCGACGCCAUAUUGUAUUUUUAUUAAUUUUCCUUUUGUAAAAUAUCGAAAAUGGUGCACCAUAGCUUUCAUUUUAUUAUAUGUAUCAUUGAUCCAACUUAAUAUUUAUUUUUACCUUACACUUUGGAUGUAAAAAAGGUUUAACCAAUGGAGUCAGUAGACACAAGCAACCAUAUGUGCUUGAUCUGCAAUCAAACAAUCAUUGGCCUUCUCAACUACGUGGACCAUUUCAAGUCCCACGCUACACCCCAGGAUGGUCACAUAGUGGAACAGAAGGUCUCAUCCUGGGACCUAAAACAGGUGAUAGUCCCAUGUUCUGGUGACAAGACCCAGCCUGAGGCCAAGAAACAUGGCACUGACUCCACAGCGCAGCACACUGCCCAGGGGUCUGGCUCUUACAGUGCAGACACGUCUCCCUUGCCAGAAUUCAUUGACAACAAUGAUGACUUUACAGAUGCUGACCUUGACACUGAUACCCUCAUAUCCCAGAGGCACUGUCCAGAUUUUUUCCAGUCCCUGGAGCUUAAAAGUGCAACAGAUGAACCAGCCCCCAGGCAGAAGAUCAAAGCUGUGCAGAAGUUGUCCAUCUUUGAAGAUGACCAGCAUGCCGAGUCCUUGCUUCCCAUCUCCAGUAUUCUAAGUCACCUCAACUUCAGCAGCGAUGAAGAGCUCCUGGCCAUUUCAGAUAACGAAGCCGACGGACAGCAAAGUAACGAAGACAGCUUCUGGCUGUCUGAGGAUGAGCGCUAUUCAUCUCACCCCCCUCAAGGUCACACAGGUGGCAAGUGGAACCCUGGAGAAGGCCCCAAACGUAGGAUGCCUAUUGCUGGGAAAUGGAAACCAGGUGAAGGCCCUGGCCCAGCCUGUCGUAAAAACAUUGUCAAAAGAACCAGGGGAGCUAAGAGCGAUGCUGGGAAAACCUUCUACUGCAAUGUCUGUAACUCUUGUUACAGUAACCGCAUCACGUACUCACUCCAUUUUAGCCAGGCACAGCACAAGCAGUUAGCUGAGGAGAAGAAGAAUGCCAAAGCUAUGCCAGAUUUUCUUGAAGAAAAUGGGAGGCUAGAGGAAGCUGCUGCACAAGCUCACCACAAGCAGGCUGAUGGGGCAGAUGAUGGCUCAGGGAAGGCUAAAAAUAGAAACAAUGUGCGCCAUUGCCAAGUUUGUGAUCUGUACUUUGACAAUGCCAAUGUGUUCUCCAUUCACUGUGAGACCAAACUUCACAAAGACGCCACACUCAAGAGAGGGUUCAGAGAGUACAAAGGUAGUGAUGGCUCCAUCAUCAGGAUUGAUGUCAAUAAUGAAACCAUUUCUAAAGAUGACCCUAAUGACUUGUGGUGUAGUCUAGCUGGUAGCUUAAGAUCAUCAUCUCUAACCUGUUUUUCUGAUGGCAAAGAAACAGAAAGCCACCAGUGUAACAUUUGUGACAAGCAGUUCAAACGCAAGUACGAGAUGGCCCGCCACCUACUGACCCGCAUGCACCGGGUCAGGGCCCUGAAAAACCCUGAAGCUGACUCGGUGGAGAUGCUGAAUAAGUACAACAAGUACAUGACUCGCCUCAGCCCUUUCCAGUGUGGUGUGUGCCAGUACUACUUCAACAGGCAGAGAGAUUUCCUGGACCAUAUGGGCAGCUCUCUUCACCUGAUGACUUGCCAGGAGAUGCUUGGACCAAUCUUGUGUGUGCCAUGUAAAUACAAAACUCACAAACACAACGAGAUGAUGGAGCACCUUCAUUACCCAGACCAUUUUGCUGCGGUGGAGAAGAAACACGGCAUCUGUAUUGUGCGAGAGAGCCACACCCGCAUCACCUGCAAGUUCUGUGGGGUCAAAAUGUACUCGGCUGUCAGGAUGAGGAGACACUGCCAGCAGCGCCAUGCUGACCGCUUGACCGAGGUCCAGGUGACCAUGUUUGUCAAGCCUGUGGAGUUCAACGUCCACAAGUGCCCACUCUGUGAGAAAUCUUUUAGGGCCAAAAGUCUGCUGCAGUUCCACUUUUUAAAGGUCCACAGAAGUAUGUCACUGUUCAACUGUGCUGUAUGCAGUAGGGGGUACCUGGACCAGCGACGGUUAGAUAACCAUCUCAGAACCAGGUUCCAUGCCAAGCGUGUCAUAGCCAACAAGCUGAAAGAGGCGCAGAAGGUCAAGGUAGCAGCCUUGAAAGAACAAGCAGCACUAGGUGUCUUGAAGAGAAAAAGAGGUCGACCAAGGCUAGCUGACAAGCUGAAGCCACCUAAGAGGGUGGAGCCCCUGGUUCUCCAUGUCAAGAAACCACUGGUGGGUGAGUAUGUGGACAGACCCAGGAGGAGCACCCGCAAGAGAAAGAUCAUGGAAUUCUUUGAUGAUGAUGACGACGAUGAUGAAUCCGAGAAAGAAAAGUCAAGAAAGGAGAAAAAAGAAAAAACAAACACAAAGUUGAGCAAGGUGAAGGAGAGUUUGCCAGACAGUAAACAGGUGUCAGCUGUGUGUGGUACUGUCAAGAGACCUAAAGGUAGACCCAGUAAGAAAGUCAAGGAGAACACAGUGAAAGCUGAUACUACAGCUAAAGGGAGAGAACCACAUUCUAGUGACCCCAUCCAGCCCCAUACAGACAACACAUCAGUAGAUGUUAAACCUGAACACAGACCUGUAACUGAUGAUGAAAGUGCUGCGUCUGUUGGUGAUGAUGAUGAUGAUGGUUCAAGUUUUGACAGCGAGGAUGAGAUGAACCCUGACAUUGAUGAUGAGAAGCUGAUGGAAGCCAGCAAACACAUUUUCUCCUGCACAUACUGUGACUUUGCUGCCACUGACUUGACGGAGCUGAGAGGGCACUACAAUGAAAACCACCCCAAUGACAUCCUGGCUUGUCAGCCUUGCAACCAGUACUUCCUGUCUCUCAAGGCCUACAAGAUCCACUGCUCUGGCCGUGGUCACCAGCUGAAGCUGAGAGAACAGUCAGGUGAAACCAAGAUGCACAAGUGCCCCAUGUGUGAGAAGAGGUUCCUGCAGGAGUCCUGCUGUCUGCUGCACCUGGAGACUGUCCACCGGCACCCCAGCUGUGAGGCUGACCUUCAGAGGUUAAACAAGGGUCAGGACCUGGUCACCCAACUGUAUGGGGACCAUGUGAAGCAGGUGGAGUGUCUGAGCAACGACACAUCAGUCUCCUGUCCAGAGUGUGGCAAGUUUGUCAGGAAGGACACUCUAGUUGAGCACCUGCGCCUACACACUGGGGAGCGCCCGUACACCUGCAGGUUCUGCAGCAAGGGGUUUGCAGGUAGAUUAACCCUGAGGAGACACAUAUCAAGUCACCUCAACAUGCCCAUGUUCAUGUGUGACACCUGCGGGAGGGAGUUCAAGCGGAACAAUCACCUCAUCAAGCACCUGCGCCAACAUGACUUUGAGAAGAGAGGAGAAAGCUAUGUUUGUCAAGUUUGUAAAGCAUGUUUCUUUACACCUGAAGAGCUGGCGCGGCACAUGCGUCGCCAUGGAGACCGCAACUACAAAUGCACCUGGCCAGGUUGCCACUGGACGUUUGUGUUGAGUGGUGAGCUCAAGUCUCACAUGUUCACCCACACGGGGGAGAAGAAGUACCUCUGUGACUCGUGUGGGUUUGGUGCCCCCACCAAGACCAGGCUCAGGCGCCACGUCAAAACACACGACAAGUCCCGCAACUUUAACUGUGAUUACUGCCCCUACAAAGCUUCCUGCAAGACCCAUUUAAAGAGACAUAUGAGGAUUCACAUCAACUCUAGACCCUUUGCUUGUCCGUACUGUAAUUAUACGUGCAACACACAUGAAAAUAUCCGUAAACACAUACUCAAGACCCAGAAACACAAGGGGAUGAAGCUGUACCCAUGUAAGUUGUGUGGUAACUUUGGCUGUGACUCCAGCAAGGAAUUCAGGGCUCAUCUGAUGACUGUGCAUGAAAAUUACCUGAAAGAAAAUGCUGUGGACUCGCUAGCUGUUUUCUCUGGCCUAUACAAGCGUGAAGAGGACUACCAAAAACCUAAAGAAGGUUCUGAGAUCAUUCAGGUGACUAAAGGCAGGUUUUUUAGGUCCUACCAAAACCCUGGUGCACCCAUUGAACCCCCUAAACCAAAGAAACCUAAAAAGACAGCCCACAAGAUGGAGGAGGUCAAGGUUCAUAUAGUCCCACCCUCAGAGCUGGAGAGAGAUAUCUUGGGUUCUGAUCCCAAGGAGAAAGAACCAAAACAAACAAUGUCUGUUUAUUCUGAGGAACAUAAGCCGUUGAUGCUGCAGUCCUCCCAGCAACAGGACUCUGCCAAUGUGAUGAUCUCCCUCAGGGAGCAGCACACGGAGUCUGAGCACGAGGAGGAGUCUCCAGACGGGGAGGUGGACCAGGAGGUGGAGAAUGCUCAGUACAUCGAGGUCCCCAACAUGGUGAUCCACACCUUCAACUCACAGCAGACCCAGCCCCUCCCCUCAGCCACCACCUUCUCCAUCCAACCCCAGGCCCAGCAGCUGCCUGUGACCGUCACUCUAACUGAUGAUAAGCUCUACUGGACAGUGGUGCCGGACCAGAAGGUCAUCCUCCCCCAGACGUCAGCCCCAGAGCCGUGGUACUCCGGCAUGCCCCAGGUGCACGCCCCCACCACACAGGAGUUGCAGCAGUACAGCCACCCAGGCAACCUGCUCCCUGCCAACUACUUCUGUAACAUUCCAGUGGGGGACAUCCAGAGCAUCCAGAACACAGUCAGUGGACAAAUCUAUACUGGGAUUGUAGAGAAUAUUGUUGUCCUUAAUGACCCCACUCGUACUGAGAGUGCCAGUCUUUAGACUUACAGGUUGUUUGAAUGAGUUGAAUCAAUGAAUGAUGAUUGUUUCAUUGAAGUGACGCCCACACAAUGUUGAUAGAUUGUUUUAAUGAGAUCACACAAAACUUUUUGUUUUGUUUAGACUUGCUACAUUAAAGCUGCAAAAUUUAAGGUCAAAUUUUAAAAAAAAAAUGAA
Physella acuta is the source of this 4949-nucleotide messenger RNA. RefSeq lists its product as uncharacterized. NCBI's taxonomy places the organism in Eukaryota, Metazoa, Mollusca, Gastropoda, Physidae. The record is from RefSeq and is a predicted model, not a curated record. Gene Ontology annotation, molecular function: nucleic acid binding; zinc ion binding.